AUGAAGUUGUUGCGGUUUUGUGCUAACAACGAAUUGUUCAUUAUGAACACCUUCUUCGAGCGUCGAAGAAUGCAUCAGUAUACCUGGUACUGGGAAGCUUGUGUACAUCAAUCGAUGAUCGAUUUGAUAAUCGUAUCGUCUGACCUAAGACGCUCAUUAAUGGACGUUUGCUUUAAGAGAGGUGCAGAGCUACCAACCGUUCAUCACAUUGUUGUUGGCACGCUGCGCUCGGAAGCUAUUUCGAAGCAGGGCCUAAUUAUCAAAGGUUUGCGACGUCACCGAGGCGAACGAUGGGGUAUCGUCAAGUAUCGUUAUUGUAACGUGUUCGUACGAUUGCAGGAAGGCAGUCCUCCUGAAAAGUUUAAGCGAUUCGGACCGUACAAUGGCUGGAAGAAACUUGAGGAAUGCGUGGAUAAUCUACGAAAGCGGCGGAUCGUCGAAGGACUUUGA
Messenger RNA from Soboliphyme baturini, 450 nucleotides. The record is from the annotation of a GenBank genome assembly. NCBI's taxonomy places the organism in Eukaryota, Metazoa, Nematoda, Enoplea, Dioctophymatida, Soboliphymatidae.